CUACCAUAAACUGUUGGCUUAAACAGUGGCAGAAAGGGUAAAUAAUCUUGAAAGUAAUGGACAAUCUAGUAAUAAUAAAUACUAAAUCUGAUCUGUAACCUUUUUUCCCAAGAAAAAAUCUCAGCCACUCGAUCAAAUUUCGAUACCCUUUCUCAUCAUCACGUUCGUCUUCUCUUUUAAAUAGCCCAAAAGCCUCACCAAACCCUCACUCACUAUUAUCAUCACCUUUGAGCUCCUCCCUCGAUAUCAUCUACACAUCUCUCUCUCUCGUAUCUUUGAUUUCGGAAAUGGCUGACAAGAAGAUUAAGAUCGGAAUCAACGGUUUCGGAAGAAUCGGUCGUUUGGUCGCUAGAGUUAUCCUUCAGAGGAACGAUGUUGAGCUCGUCGCUGUUAACGAUCCGUUCAUCACCACCGAGUACAUGACAUACAUGUUCAAGUAUGACAGUGUUCACGGUCAGUGGAAGCACCAUGAGCUUAAGGUCAAGGACGAGAAGACUCUUCUCUUUGGUGAGAAGCCAGUCACUGUUUUCGGCUUGAGAAACCCUGAGGAAAUCCCAUGGGGUGCGGCUGGAGCUGACUUUGUUGUUGAGUCUACUGGUGUCUUCACUGACAAGGACAAGGCCGCUGCUCACUUGAAGGUUAUCAACGACAGGUUUGGAAUUGUUGAGGGACUCAUGACCACCGUCCACUCCAUCACCGCUACUCAGAAGACCGUUGAUGGUCCAUCGAUGAAGGACUGGAGAGGUGGAAGAGCCGCUUCGUUCAACAUCAUUCCCAGCAGCACCGGAGCCGCCAAGGCUGUUGGAAAGGUGCUUCCACAGCUCAACGGAAAGUUGACCGGAAUGUCCUUCCGUGUUCCCACCGUUGAUGUUUCAGUUGUUGACCUCACCGUUAGACUCGAGAAGGCUGCAACCUAUGACGAAAUCAAGAAGGCCAUCAAGGAGGAAUCUGAAGGCAAGCUAAAGGGAAUCCUUGGUUACACCGAGGAUGAUGUUGUUUCAACUGACUUCGUUGGCGACAGCAGGUCGAGCAUUUUUGACGCAAAGGCUGGAAUUGCAUUGAGUGACAACUUCGUGAAACUGGUGUCGUGGUAUGACAACGAAUGGGGUUACAGUACCCGUGUGGUUGACUUGAUCGUUCACAUGUCCAAGGCCUAAAUCUGAGAAGAAAAUCCCUUUUUAAUGGUGUUUUUAAUCUGUCGCUUUCUCUAAUAAAAUUUUUCUUGGGAUUUUAAACUCUUUAUCUUUUGGCUUUGGCCAAUCUCGUUCACGUGACGGGAGUUUGUAGACCGGUUUGUUUUUACUGAAGUCCCUUUAUGUUUGGCCUUUGAAUAUUUGAGUUCUCUUCUCUUCUUAACCCUGAAUCAAAAUCAAUGCCGAACUCUAAAAUAUUGUUCGUAAAUCACAAAUUAUCCUAUUAUUACUAGAUUCUGUAUUCCC
Messenger RNA from Thlaspi arvense, 1439 nucleotides. NCBI's taxonomy places the organism in Eukaryota, Viridiplantae, Streptophyta, Magnoliopsida, Brassicales, Brassicaceae. The record is from the annotation of a GenBank genome assembly.